Molecule: messenger RNA, 694 nt
Organism: Fusarium redolens
Lineage: Eukaryota; Fungi; Ascomycota; Sordariomycetes; Hypocreales; Nectriaceae
Exons: 2
Coding region: 43-486 (147 amino acids)
Source: RefSeq, a predicted model, not a curated record
UCAGAUCAGGCUGAGAGAUUAUUUUCCGUUUCACAACGUCACAUGAUGCACAUCACCCUUAACACAAACCCCACCCAGCCAAACAUUCUCGAACCAUCACCAGAAGCAAAAUUUUCCUUUCCCGGUCCCGGAUCUUCUCGCAACACCAUGGCAUCACUACGCCGUUUCAGCCUCGUCUUCUACGUCCCACCCGCCAACGCCUCCGCAUGCAAAGCCGCUAUCUUCAAAGCCGGCGCGGGCCGCUAUCCCGGUCCUGGCGGGUAUACUGAGUGCGCGUGGCAGACGUCGGGGAUUGGACAGUUUAGACCGGGAGAUGCGGCGAAUCCGGCUAUUGGAAAGGUUGGGGAGUUGGAGGAGACGCCGGAGGUUAGGGUUGAGACGCUAAUUGUUGGGGAGGAGACGGUGAGGAAGGCUGUUGCGGCGUUGAAAGAGGCGCAUCCGUAUGAAGAGUGUCCUUAUCAGGUUUAUCGAGUGGAGGACUUUUGAUCAAGAUAUUCAUGGUUUGGUGGGGAUGGACUAGUGAUGAAUCGAAUCUGCUAUGAGCAUGGGGUCGACGACAAAUAAGAUUCAGUCGUCCCAAGUGAUUCACGGAACAAAUGAAACAUGUUUUUCAUUCCAAGCGUUCAAUCUCGUCGUCCUAGCCAUAGUGCUAAGGAUCGAGGAAUUAUUCCAGAUUGAGGAAACCAAAAUUAGG